This is a messenger RNA of Triticum dicoccoides, 2132 nucleotides long. RefSeq names its product rhamnogalacturonan I rhamnosyltransferase 1-like. The record is from RefSeq and is a predicted model, not a curated record. The transcript has 8 exons. Lineage: Eukaryota; Viridiplantae; Streptophyta; Magnoliopsida; Poales; Poaceae. The coding region runs from base 240 to 1727 and encodes 495 amino acids. Gene Ontology annotation, cellular component: cytoplasm.
GCGCCUCCCCCCCUCGCCGCCGGUGCCCGCGCCGGCAGUACGGACACGCCACCCCUCGCGGCGCCGCGCGCUCACGGGUUUCGACGAGGAGGCGAGGACUAGUAGGAAGCACAGCCAGGACAUAAGCGAGUGGGAGGGAGGGGCUUUGAUCGCGCGAGUACCAUUCAGGCGGCGCGGCACCGCCUUACCCGCUCGGCCUCGGGUGGGGUGGUUUCCUCUCGCGCGGCGCCGCGGACGAGAUGGGCGCCGGCGGGAAGGCCGGGAAGGCGCGGCGGGCGGCGCGGGUGAGCCUCUGGGUGGCGCGCGCCAGCACCACCGUGCUGCUCUGGACCUGCGUCGUGGUGCUGCUCGCGGCGGCCUUCGGUGAGCACCUGGCGCCCAGCGUGCUCGGCCUGGGCGGGGUCUGGUCCGGCUGCCUCGCGCAGACGCUCGUCAUCGUGCAGCGCCCGCUGCUGCUGCCGGCGGACCGCGAGAGGGCCGCCGCGGCCGCGCUGCCGCUGCCGCCCAAGCGAAUCUACAAGAACAAUGGCUAUCUGAUGGUGUCCUGCAAUGGCGGUCUCAACCAGAUGCGAGCCGCUAUAUGUGAUAUGGUGACGGUUGCAAGAUACUUGAAUGUCACACUCAUCGUGCCGGAGUUGGAUAAAACUUCAUUUUGGGCUGAUCCUAGUGAGUUCCGAGAUAUAUUUGAUGUGGACUACUUCAUAGCAUCAUUGAGAGAUGAGGUCCGGAUACUGAAAGAGCUGCCUCCACGGCUGAAAAAGAGAGUUGAACAGGGGUAUCUUCGCUCCAUGCCACCCGUCAGCUGGUCUGAUAUAUCCUAUUACCAUAAUCAGAUUUUACCAAUGUUAAAGAAGUACAAAGUUCUCCAUCUGAAUAAAACAGAUGCUCGGCUUGCAAAUAAUGGCCUACCCAUGGAGAUUCAGAAACUGAGGUGCCGUGUCAAUUUUGAUGCAUUGAGAUUUACCCCUGAAAUAGAAGAGCUGGGCAGGCGUGUGGUUCAAAUUCUUCGUCAGAAUGGACCCUUUGUGGUUCUCCACUUGCGGUAUGAGAUGGACAUGCUUGCCUUCUCCGGGUGUACACAUGGUUGCAGCAACGAGGAGGCCGAGGAGCUCACAAGAAUGAGAUACGCUUACCCAUGGUGGAAAGAGAAAGUGAUCGACUCCAAGGUGAAGAGGAAAGACGGGCUCUGUCCAUUAACACCGGAGGAGAUUGCGAUGGUACUAAAGGCACUCGACAUUGAUCGCCAUUAUCAAAUAUAUAUUGCUGCUGGUGAAAUAUAUGGUGGGCAAAGAAGAAUGGCUGCACUGACCUCAGCUUAUCCCAAUGUGGUAAGAAAGGAGACGUUACUGCCUUCAGGACUCAGGUUUUUCCAGAACCAUUCUUCCCAGAUGGCAGCAUUGGAUUAUAUGGUGUCCUUGGAGAGUGAUGUUUUCAUCCCCACUUAUGAUGGUAACAUGGCAAAAGUUGUUGAAGGCCAUCGCAGAUACUUGGGGUUCAAGAAGACGGUGCUACUAGACCGGAAACUUAUAGUUGAGCUGGUCGAUGAGUACAAAAACGGCACAUUGAGCUGGGCCGAUUUCUCCUCCUCUGUGAAGGCAUCACACACGAGCCGCAUGGGCGCGCCAUCCAGGAGGCAGGUGAUUCCGGACAAACCCAAGGAAGAGGACUACUUCUACGCGAAUCCUCACGAGUGCUUGCACCAACCGGAUGAGCUAUCAGCUUUAUGAUACCCCCGGAUAUAUACACAUUCUUUCCAGAGCCGUGGGCCGGCUUGGAUUACAUUUCUUGAGUAGGCAUAAUUGGAGAUCUAGCUGCAAUUGCAUUUGAUGGGGACAGGCACCUGAGAGAGAUAAAUGGUGCCAUUUGUUAGGUGAUAAUAUACACAGAUUGGCAUGAUUUGCCAGUUCUUUUGUUGUUGUCGGAAAAAUAAGCAGCAUGUGAUUUUGUGUUGUACAUAUGAUAGGAGUUAGAAGAAAAUUACACCCACGAGUAGAGUUUUUUCUGUUUCUGAAUUGUGCUUGCAUGUGAUGUGAUGCAUAUACAUACAUUGUGACGGUGCUUGUCAGAAGUUCUUCCAUUGUAAUACACAGUUUGGAUGAUUUGGUUGAGCUGAUGAUAUUGGUGUUUAGUUC